AGUGUACAAUGAGUUGGCUGGUGAUGUAGAUUAUUUUUUGCUUAUGUGUUCCUAAAAAUGCCACGCCAAUACAUUGUGGGAUUUCUUCCGAUCUAUCGUCUCCCUUCCUCUUCCUCUGACACUGUUCAUGGUUUCCAGUUGCUGCGCCUUUCAAUUUCAGCCGUUUUCCCAGAAAUACAGGGAGUUAUGGUAUCUGCACAGAGUGAUUCACUGCGAAAAAUGGAAAUUGAUCCAGAUGUUAAGGAGGAGUGCUUUGAUAUCCAUCUCCAUUCAAGCCCUUGAAAGAGAAGCCAAAGCCCAUCAUAUUGAACUUUGAGAAACCACUUAUUGACCUACAGAAGAAGAUAAUUAAUGUUCAGAAGAUGGCGAAUGAUACUAGGCUUGACUUCAGUGAUCAAAUUAUACUACUAGAAAAUAAAUAUCAGCAGGUUCCUUGGCGAUAAUCAAAUCGGCAAAACCAGCAAUUUGAUAUAAUAUAAAAGCAGGUCUACCAUUUCUGAAUUCUCCUUUCUCCAAUAAUCUGUAUUUAAAAGCCAGCAUAUACCCAAAGUUUUAUUGUAGCUAAAGUACUCAUGAAGAGGAUCCCAUAAAGAACAACGCAAAUCAAAAGAGGCUCUUGAGGUUUUGGUCUCUCUUCAACCAAAGAAUUUCUGUUCCCUAAUCUGUUCUUUUUAAUUCAAAUCUAAACACUGAAAAUUAUGCCUGUGACAACAUCACUGAUAUUAUUGGAUAAUUUCAUGAAGCUUGCAGCCUAGCAUUUGAUUAGGGUGCAAUUGGUACAUUUGACUGCCAAUGAAGACAAAGAGUAUAUGUUAUUUUGCAAAAAAUCAGGGAAGGUAUGUUGUUGAUCUUUAGAACACAAGGUCUGGUGUCUUAAAUGCGAGCUUAGUAAAAGGCGUGUGUGUAUCUUAGUACAUGCAUUCCAAAAGUGCAGCAAACUAUGGUCCUCAGAUUCCAUUGGUUAACUUGGUUUAAUAUUGAGAGUGCAAAGGAUUUUGUUUUGUUUUUGAAGUCAUAUUAAUAAAUAAUGUAUUAUUUA
This is a messenger RNA of Cuscuta campestris, 1039 nucleotides long. The record is from the annotation of a GenBank genome assembly. NCBI's taxonomy places the organism in Eukaryota, Viridiplantae, Streptophyta, Magnoliopsida, Solanales, Convolvulaceae.